Culicoides brevitarsis is the source of this 3155-nucleotide messenger RNA. RefSeq names its product cGMP-dependent 3',5'-cyclic phosphodiesterase-like. Gene Ontology annotation, cellular component: nucleus; mitochondrial matrix; mitochondrial inner membrane. The coding region runs from base 801 to 2915 and encodes 704 amino acids. Gene Ontology annotation, biological process: cGMP catabolic process; regulation of mitochondrion organization; negative regulation of receptor guanylyl cyclase signaling pathway. Gene Ontology annotation, molecular function: 3',5'-cyclic-GMP phosphodiesterase activity; 3',5'-cyclic-AMP phosphodiesterase activity; protein homodimerization activity. The transcript is spliced from 11 exons. NCBI's taxonomy places the organism in Eukaryota, Metazoa, Arthropoda, Insecta, Diptera, Ceratopogonidae. The record is from RefSeq and is a predicted model, not a curated record.
ACGAGAUGUGUAACGAUAAAGCACUCCAUAAAAAAUAAUAAAUAAAAAAAAGAAUUUCUUACAAAGAAAAAAAUUAAUACAGAACGACAAUAAAUCAUCGUAAAAAAAAAUAAAUUAUUUUAAUUUGAACGUGAACUACGCAAAAUGAUAGUAUAAUUCGAUAAUCAUUAGUGUCAUUAGUUCGUCAUUCACGUAAUAUUUUGGAGUGUUUUUGUUGUAAUCGCGUUAUUUUAUUUACGACGGACAGCGAGCGAAAAAAAAAAAAGAAAAAUAGCGGUCGUGCAAUUUUUUACAUAAAUUUUAAUGUUUAUCUUCCAUCACGUCGUUCGUGUGCGUCGCGUUGUGACGGUUGUUGACGUGCUAUUACGCGAAGCGGCAUGAGCGAUGACGAAUUUUUGGACAAGGAAUUUGUCGAACGGCAACAAAAUGUACAAAUUGACGUGAAAUAAAACAAAAAUCAUCAUGCUUUAAUUAAAUUGAUCGUAAAAAGCAAAAGAGAGAGAAGAGUUUCGUGUACGCCACUACGACACAUUAAUUUUAUUCUAAUAUUUAUUUAUUUAUUAUUAUAUACUACCAACAAUUUGCGUUACGUGUGAGUGUUUGCGCGUACAAUACGUCAUAAUAUCAGUCUAUCAGUGAAUAAAGUGCGGCGACGUUGUGUACCGACGACGAGCGAAGAAGAGAACAUAAUAAAAGUGUAAAAUAAAUAACUAAAUGAAUUAAAUUGAUAAGAGAGCAGCAACGCGACGAGCUAUUGUCACACUGAAGAGAUAUUGUGUAACAAAAAAAAAUAAAAAAAAAUGAGUGUCUCCAAUCAGCAGCUGACUAGCGAUGCAGGCAAAAUAUUGCAACUGAUUGAAAAAUUGUCCGCGACAACGGAUUCGAUUGAAUUGCAAAUUAUCAUCAAUAAUCACCUCAAGACACUCACAAAUGCGUCCUACGUGUUCCUGGUGCCGCUUUUGCCUCCCAACAACGAAGGACUAAUACAAGUAAUAAACGACAAAAUCUUGGAAAAAGAAGUCAGAUUUCUAGUGAGUUCGUCGGAUAUCCAUAAAAUUACACUGAAGAAUGCAAAUCUGAACAAUGGCGAUUGUGAUAUCGGCGAGCUGGAGAAGCAUUUUUGUCCCGUUGUCGAAGAGGUGGUCGAACGUUACGACAAUACGUUGAUCUAUUGCAUACGGAAUCCGCAGUUGGUUGUUAGUCGGAGCAAAUCUAAAAAUACGUCAAAUACGGCGUUGCUCGUUUGCAUCGCUGGCACCGAAGAACAAAGGAAACCCUUUGAAUUGUUGGUACAGGAAACGUGCAAAUAUUCUGUCGGUCAUUUAUUGACCGCUGUGGAGCUAUACGAAGAAAAACGCGUAAGAGGUCAAUGCCAAAAUCUACUGAGAGUAGCGAAACACAUGUUAGGCAAGAUUGGUGACUUAGGGGAGCUUCUAAAAGGUGUCAUGCAAGAAGCGAAAAAUCUUACAAAUGCCGAAAGGUGUUCGCUGUUCCUAAUAGACGACAACGGAGAGCUCGUUUCAAAGGUUUUUGAUGGAAAUGAUAGCUCAGAAGAAAUCAAAAUCGAAAUGGGAAAAGGAAUUGCAGGAUAUGUCGCACAAACAGGCAAGCUACUGAACAUCAGAAAUGCUUACAAUCAUCCACUUUUUUAUAAGGGAGUCGAUGAAGCCACAGGAUUCAAAACGAAAAAUUUGCUUUGUUUCCCAAUCUGUGGCGGCGAGGAAGAAGGUGUCAUCGGAGUAGCUCAACUUUGUAACAAGUUGGAUGGUUACCACUUCGACAAAUGCGAUGAGGAGACAGCAACAGCUUUUAGUGUCUAUUGUGGCAUCUCAAUCAUGCACGCGCUCGUUCAUCGUCAAGUCCAAAAGGCGGAAGCACGUUACAAAUUAUCACAAGAGCUGCUGUUGUACCACAUGAAAGUACCUGACGUCGAUAUCCAAAGUCUCCUGAGUGACACGACGCCCCUUCCGGACUUUUCCUCCUUCAAUUUUUGUCCACGCAGCGUAAACGACCACACAUCGAUCCGGAUCAGCCUAAAAAUGUUUGAAAAUUUAAAUUUUUGUAAAAAGUUCCACAUUCGACGCAACAAACUCGCAAGAUUUAUUCUCACCGUGCAGAAGGGAUAUCGGGACACGCCUUAUCACAAUUGGGAUCACGCUUUUUCCGUUGCUCACUUUGCCUAUUGCCUUUUGUACAACCUCAAAUUAACGGAACGAGGAUUUUUGUCUCCAUUGCAAGGCCUUUCAUUCCUCAUUGCGGGUUUUUGUCACGAUUUGGACCAUCGUGGCAUGAGUAACUCGUAUAUGGCACAAACGGGAAGCCCUUUGGCGCGAUUGUACAGCAGCGAGGGAUCUGUCAACGAGAGACAUCAUUUAUCACAAGCGAUUUGCAUCUUGAACGACUCCAGCAGUAAAAUUCUGGAUGGAUUGACGACGGAAGAGUUUAAGGAAUGCAUCGAUUACUUGCGAAAUUUGAUUCUUGACACCGAUUUGGCGAAUCAUUUUCGAAAAUUGAACGAUAUUAAGACCUUAACAUCGGAAAACAUCACCACCGAAGAGAAUCGAGCUCUGUUAAUGUCACUCUUGAUCACGAGUUGCGAUUUGAAUGAUCAAGUAAAGACUUGGGAGACGGUCCAUACAGUCGCUGAACUUGUUUACGCUGAAUUCUUCGCACAAGGCGAUCUCGAGAAGCAAAUGGGACUAAGACCCGACAUCAUGAACGAUCGGCAAAAAGCCUGCAUCCCACGACUUCAAAUUGAGUUCCUUGAUUCCGUGAUUUUUCCCACAUUUCAAAUACUGGCGCAAAUUUUUCCCGAAACCAGUGCAUUUCUAAGUCAAAUUACGCUAAAUCGGAAUCAGUGGGCACAACUUGUGACCAAAGAACACAAAGAGCACAACAGAUUGGAAGAUUACUGAAAAUGAAAAAACAAACAAAAAAAAAUUGAAAAUUAUGUUAAAAAAUUAGCAUUUACUUAGCAAAGAAAUUAGCAAGUAUGUAGUAGAAAAUGUUAGGAGUGAUUGAUUUGCUGGCAAAACAAUCAGUGCUGUAGCUAAAUAUUAAAUAAUAUAAUGUACUAUAUGUUUAGUAGGAUUUUGUGUCGCUCUGAAAGUAGAGGAAAAUGUGAAAUGAAUGAAGAAAAUAAUUUUUAAAAAUUU